Molecule: messenger RNA, 4868 nt
Organism: Anas platyrhynchos (mallard)
Lineage: Eukaryota; Metazoa; Chordata; Aves; Anseriformes; Anatidae
Source: RefSeq, a predicted model, not a curated record
CGUGACGUGACGUGACGUGACGUGACGUGACGCGAGCGCUUCUGUUAUUGCUGAUAAUUAGAAGAGAAGUCUUGGAAGGCUGCGUUUGUUGCUGUUGUUUUUGGUUUUGUUGUUGUUUUGCCCCAUGGGCUUCUUUCGUUGCUGGAGGAGACAGAGCUGGUGGAAUUACAGCGUUGUGCUGCAGACUGCUGGGGGGCCCUGUAGCAAAUCAGGCAGCAACGAAAGGCCGAUUGCUGCCAAUGUCAUUAGUUUUGUUUUGCAUCCUACCCCAGAGGAAAGCAAGGAACGUAUUGAUCUUUAAAACACUUGUACCUGAAAAAAACGCUCUUGGAAAGAGCUGUAGCAGCUUCCUUUUCUUUUUUUUUUUUUUUUUUCCCCCGAAUAUGAUUAUCUUCCUUCAAACACAGAGCUGACUGCUAGCGACACCUUGCCCUGCCAGAGCCACGUCUGGCUUGCCUAUUGACCUUGCAGGAUGCCUUGCAAGUCAGGCCAGAGGCUUGUAAGCGUACUUUCUAGGAGUUGCAAAGCACUACAGUUUUAAAAUUUCCACAUGACAGCGCUUGUACCCUUUUGUAUUCGUAAACUUUAGCGUGGGCAAAUGCAUCCCAAGUAAUAGUCCAUUGUUAAUAGAAAUGUAUUUCUGUGUAUUACAGCCAUAUAUACUAUUCUGCUGUCCUCUGCCCAUUAGCUUGAUGGCUUCCAGAUAGUUGCAACUUUGUCAUGCCUUUCCCCAUGCCCAAUUCUGUCACUCUAGGGAAGGUUUCAGGCUCCUUUCACUUGCAAUCUGCAGCCUGAACCACUAUAUUUUGAGACUUGGCUUGAAUAUAUGGACAAGCCAAAAAAAGUGGUCAUACAUCUACAGACUUCCUAAAUGCCUGACGGUUCUGCAAAAGAAAGAGGUCUUCAUAGGGUAAGGGGAGAUUUGGUUCCCCAAUAAGGGGAAGUCAGGUGGUAAUCAGAGCCACAUGCUCACUUUGUAAGGUUGAUCCUGAGAGAUGAGAUUUUGGAUCCGCAUUUUGGAUCUGAGAGAAAAAAAGAAAAAAAGAAAAAAAAAAAGAAGAAAAAAAAAAAAACACACAACUAGGAAUAGACGUGAUGCUAACUGAACAACCUGCACGUGCUGACACAGAAAUAAUGUAUGUGAGAACCCCAAGUCAAAAGGGAUGCAGCAGGCAGAAGCUGAAUUAGGCAGUCAGCCUCUCCUUUUAAGCCAGUUAAUAGAAUUAAUUUAGAGCUAUUUAAGACUUUGCAGUAGACUCUCAAGGGUCUGCAUUUCUUCAUCUUCUUAUGGUGCCUGUUAUUGCCAACCAUCUCAUCUUUGUUACACCAACAGAGCAAUGCUUACAAGGGAGGGAAGGUAGAAUUUUUUUUUUUUUUUUUUUUCUGGAGAUUGGCAUAAUCUACUUUUGAGAUGCAUUGUCUUUUGGUCAUGCCAGCCAGUGAGCUGUGAGUUUCAGCCCCAAAAGCUAAGCAGUGAUUUAUCAAGUGUACAUGAUAAGUAAGAUGCAUGCACUGUAGAGAUGGGAAAAAAAAAUUCAUUCUGAAUGAAUGCCCACAGCUGUUGGUAGAACCAAAUGGUAAACUGAUCUGUAAAAGGCCUCAUGAAAACAAGCACCUAACAGAUCCGUGGGACUUAGUUUGUAUUUUACAGAUGACGUUUGUGAUUAGUAAAUAAAAAGAUAGAUAUGAAAUGCAUUAUUUUCCUUCUUGGCUUUUUAUUGUCUUUUCCUGAGAUGAUGAAACAAGUCUGCUUAUCUUUUUCAUUCUCUUUACCUCAGCCCAACUAACUUGUUUCAAGUUGGCUUUCUUUGCUGUUUGCCCUAGCAUGGCUCCAGUUGUUGUGACAUCACAAAAGUUACUUCUUUGCUUGAUAGCAAUGACCAAACUUUGGGGAGGGGGCGGUGAAGAGGGAGGUACAGAAAACAAGUCAUGAACUCAGGAGGGCGACUAUCCGUCAGAGCUGGAAAGGUGCUCAGGGAGCUGGACAGAGUCUAGUCUUGAGAGUGGAACAGGUAACAUCUUACAUCAUGUUUGUUUCCUUGUGUUUUAUUACUACGCAGUUGGACUCCUGACUCACCAGCCUUCCAGUCCACUGGACCAAAAUGUCUCAACAGCCUGUUUGACCAAGCGAUAGAGUAGCUUACAGUGCUUAUUACUCUCAAGAGGGAUUGUACCUUCAUCUAAGACAUGGUGCUACUUUCAAUUGUCCUGAAACAGUAUUCAAGGGGCUAAGGACAGUCAUGUGCAAUAUCUUUGCACAGACAGUACUGCUCAUCUCUGUACAGCCCAGAAUGCUGGACACAUUUCUACACUAGGUAUCAGGCCCCAAAACAUUAUUAAUUGCAAUGACUGUUAUCAUACCAUUUCCCUGUUUAGCUAGACUAGAGGCCAAAAAGUUCAAAGAUGAAUCCCGUGAUUGUUUUUUACUUAUUUUUUUUUUCUUUUGAUUUAGGUUAGACCAUCGUUUAGACAUAAGAACUUACUUGAUCCUGACAACUUGAGUACAGAAGCAAAGAAAGGACUAUUGCUUUUGACUGUAAAGAAGCAAACUUUUAGCUGUUUGCUUGAAAGACCAUCCUGUUGGGAAUUACCGGAAAUUUAGCCAUAGCUUUCUUAAUUUAAGCUUGGUUCAACAGUCAGAGGAGACGUGAAAAAUUGUCUCUUCGAUGGAAGAUGACAGUGACUCUGAGCAGAGCUCCUGGGCUGAUCUACCUGAUGUCUGUCUGAGACAUGUCUUCCACUGGUUAGGUGACAAGGACAGAUCUCGGGCUGCCUUGGUCUGUAAAAAAUGGAGUCAGGCCAUGUACUCAGGAUCCCUCUGGAGAACCAGAACCAUCACAUUCAGUGGUCAGCCAUCAAGGGCACACACGUUUGAAUUUAAAACUGCACUGUGGUAUGUCAAGAAAUUUGGCAAGUAUUUGGAGCACCUUGAAAUCAGGUUAUUGUAUCCUUACAAUACUGUCAUUACUCGAAAAUUUCAAGCGACUAUGAGAGGGCUUCUUUCACACUUGGGUAAAUGUAACAGUCGCCUCAUAUCCCUGAGCAUCAAGAACCUGGAAUUAGACCGCUUGGUCUGGAAAAACAUGGUCAGGGCUCAGUUUAUCAAGAACUUAGGUACCUUCCUGAAAAGAAUGAGCAAACAGCUUGAUUAUCUCAACUUAAAAGGAGCAAGAGUAACCUUGGAAGAAGGCUGUGGUCUUCUGAAUUCUCUGAGCUGCUUGACUAAUAAAAGCUUUAUAUCAGAAAUUAAUAUUGAGGAUUUCUUCAGUCUCCACCUUUCUGUCUACAGCAGCACCUUGUUCCACCAAACCAUGUCCAAAUUCCACAGCCUGGUUAUCCUGACUUUUAAUUAUAAUUGCAUCUCUGAUGAACUGCUGGACAUCCUGCGGGAGCACAGUGCUCAUUCCCUGCGCACCUUGAAUAUCAAAUGUCAUAUCCACGACCCUCAUGGGCAAGUCGUCUGGGGAAUGUCAUGGGCCAACUUGGCCAAGAGAGCCCCAGAACUGAACAUCAACUUCUUCUUUGAAAGAGUUAUGAAGCACGAUCACUUAGCCAGAAUCCUGCUAGUGGAAAUCCCAGUCAGGAGCAUCAGUUUACGGAGCUGCUAUUUCAGUGAUCCAGACUGGAUAGUGAGACCUACCCUCACCAACCUCCUCCCAGCCUACUGCCAUGUGCUACAGAAAUUAACACUUGAAGUAAACAAUGACCAUGAGGUGCUGGAUGAUGAGCUGCUACAGCUCAUCUUAUCAUGCAGGAGGUUGUUUUUUCUGAAAGUCUGGGCAUUUCUUAAUGUCACCUUUAUGGAGAGGCUGCUACAUAAUCGUGCAGAAAGGAGAUGCUUUUUGACUACCAUAAAGGUCAGGAUUUACACAGCCGGACAUGAGACCAGUGAGGAGGAUCGACUGUUGCGCGAUAUUUACAAGAAGUUCAAAAACCUGAUUGACUCAGAGCUUAAUUAUUUUGUCAUCACCUACCCAAUGGUAUAAGCCACAGGGAGACCCAGAAAAACACCAGUUACAUCUACAAAUGAUGAAUGAAUCCUUUAGAUGGCAUUAGUAAGGGAUUUAAAUCUUGCCAGUGCUGCCUCCAAAAGGGAAAUACCAUUACAGCAAGAGACAGGCAAGGAACAAUUUUACUAUCCCCUGGAUUAAAAUGUUGGAUUUGAGAACCAAAUGUGUCUCCUGCAUCAUUUAUCCUUGUAAUUUCUUUGUUUUCCCUCACCAGAACCAGAGGAAGCCCUUUCCCAGCCUUUACAUGCACCUCCAGUAAAAUCUAGCCCCUCCACUUUACUCAGAAAUUCCCACUGUAGAGUUUCAAACACCUCACAAUUGAAGCCCCUCUGAUUGUUUCCGUUUUACAAAUAGGGAAACAGAGAUAUGGGGUGAGGAAAUGAUUAACCCCAAAUUAACCUUGGCUUGAUCUUGACUCAGUUGCCAUCAGAUACCCCAUCCAAUGUAUCACCAGUCCCUAGUUCCUGUUGAGUUUAAUAUACACACUGUCCAGUUCUUAACAGCAGGUGUUAAGAAAAAAAACAUACCUUGGCUAGUCCUACCCACGGUGCUUCCACCCACCCCUCCCAUUUGCCCAUCUUUCCAGCAAGUGCCUUAUGUGGAAACACCUGCUUAAACUUCCACAACUUCUGUACCUCUCAGUGGCAAAAGAUAUCAUCAGUUGCACCUGAGAUAGAUAACAUGGAAGGCACAUUCCUUCUUAUUCUGGAACUUUAUUGCCAAGUGGGAGGUUUCAUCAGGCAUUCUAAAGCAUAGAAGUAGCUGUAAAUACUAGGUCUGUUUUAAUUACCUUAUACAUCUAGAACGAGAAGACAGCAUUAAGACAAACCAGUAAAUCUGGAAGUUUGUCAAUAAAAA